AUUAAAUCGAAUUAUCCAGCCCGAACCUCGAAUCUCGUCCUCCUUCUCUACCUUGUCCCAAUCUCAAUCCCAACCCAAACAUUAUCUCUCCGCCUUUCUUCCUUCAUCUCAAACGAAAACUGCCUUGUGCUUUCGUGCUUCGUGCUUUCUCGUGAUACCCGCGCCGCCCCUUCAGCUUCGCAUCGCUAUACCGCUUUAAUCGCCCCCCCUCCGCCCGCCAUGGACCGAACCGACGAGGAGCUCGACCGCGACUGGCAGCCCAGCGGCCGUCGCCCCCAAUCCACCAUCGCCCGCUCCUUCUCCCAGGAGUUGAUGGAUAUCUUCCGCAUCGAAAACUCGCUCACCGACCUCGAUCAGCAAGUCUCCGAGAAGAAGCGCAAUGUCAACAGAAACACCCAGGAACUCGCGUCCCUCGAGAAGCGUCUCCGUGAGAUGGAGGAGCGCCUCAAGAACCCCAGCCAGUCUCGCACCCCGCUCCCCCAGGUCCAACAGGAUCAGGAUCAGCAAUUCCAGUCCCUCGACGCGGUGACCAAGGAGGACCAGAAGGCCCGCUCGCGCCCUGGCACGGCUCGAGCCACCCAGCAGGCCCCCUCUGCCGGCAACAUGCCCCCGACCCCGGGCGCCAGUGAAGGUGAAUACUACAUCGUCACCCACGCUGACUUGAUUGACGGCCCCCGCUGACUUGGUUCUUUCUUGACUAAAUUAAAGACGGAGACGCUGAACAAUAAAUCUCAGGCUCUCUUGUCUCCUCGGCCUGACCAGGGACACCGGUAU
Molecule: messenger RNA, 774 nt
Organism: Ilyonectria robusta
Lineage: Eukaryota; Fungi; Ascomycota; Sordariomycetes; Hypocreales; Nectriaceae
Exons: 3
Coding region: 220-681 (153 amino acids)
Source: RefSeq, a predicted model, not a curated record